AUGGACAAAACGGAUUACAACGGAUUGAUGCAGGCCAAAAUCGAUGAAGGACCGUAUCGAGUUCGAAGAGAGGACCCGCUACCGGAGAUGGUUAAGGAGGUGGAAAAAACGCUGAAGGACUGUGGACCGAUCUUAGGGUUUGCGCCGGGCGCCCUGAAAGUGUCUGCCCCAAUCGUCCCUAGAAUCAAAGGCCUACCGAAGAUUCACAAACCAGGGAAUGAGAUGAGGGAGAUAAUUUCGGGAGUGAACGCGCCCACUGAAAAAGUGGCGAAGUGGCUACUGAACGAGUUUAAAAGGAUGCCAAAACCUUUCAAAACGAGAUCGGUGACCAACACCUUAGAGUUCGUGAACAGACUGCAGGCGUCGGGAGGCAUAGAAGAGGACGAGGUCAUGGUUUCCUUUAAUGUUUCAGCUUUGUUUCCAAGUGUUCCCGUUAAAGAAGCUUCUAAUCUGCUAGAAGAUUGGUUGCUUCAACAACACAAUGGGAGCACUUGGAAACUCAAAGUUAGAAACUACAAGAAAUUGGUGGACUUGU
Uranotaenia lowii is the source of this 535-nucleotide messenger RNA. RefSeq lists its product as uncharacterized. The record is from RefSeq and is a predicted model, not a curated record. The annotation marks the transcript as partial. NCBI's taxonomy places the organism in Eukaryota, Metazoa, Arthropoda, Insecta, Diptera, Culicidae. The transcript has a single exon.